UUCCCAAUUCACCAAUUGCACGGACCCUUGUCGCUCGACAGCUCGUGUGGAGUGCGGACAUAGAGGCGACAGUCGACGACUCGACGGAGACCUACAAGCUACAACGUCGACCUUGCGAGUUGCAGCGGAGACCUACAGCGGCGAGCCGGCGACCUUGCGACUUGCGACGAGGCGGUGAGGCGGCGUGGCUACACUCCCUACGAGGUUAGUGUUGUUUGCUGUCUGCUCUUUGCGUUACUGUGUGUCUGCUGUCUGCUAUUGCUCUUCAAGUGCUGUCUAUUGCUAGAAAAAAAAAUCUAUUGCCUGUGACUUUGUGAUUGUGAGUGUUUGCUGAUGUAUAUUGUUGUGAGUUUGCUGAUGUAUACUACUGCGUGUCUGCUAUCUACUGAUGCAUAUUGCUGUGGCUUAUGACUCUGUGAGUGUCUGCCGAUGUAUGUUGCUAGAAAAAAAAAUUAUCUAUUGAGUGUUGUCUGAUGUUUGCUGGGACCUGUGGCUCUAUGAGUGUCUGCUUAUGUAUAUUGGUAGAAAAAAAAUUAUCUAUUGAAUGUAUAUUGUCUGUUGGGAUUUGCUGCUAAUACUAGAAAUUGUGCUAGAAAUUGGAUGUAUAUUGUUUGCUGGGAUUUGCUGCUAGAAAUUACUUACCUUGUUGUUUAGUAAUUAGUAAAGUCAUUUGGAGAUUUGUUUAGUAAUUAAUGUUAGAUACUUUAUAGGAUGACAAGUAACAAUACAAAUGAAUAUAUUCCUGAACAAGUUAACAUGCAAGUUACAAUUACAACUCCAUCAAUUUCUUCAAGUCAACCAAUUGAAAGUAACAAUUCUGAAGAAGUCAGUAGGGGUGAACUUGAUAAUGAUUCAAUCAUAACAAAAAAGCGGCGAAAAAAUUCAACAGUAUGGAAUGAUUUUGAAGAAAUUGAACUUGAUAAUGGUACAAAGAAAGCAAUGUGCUUGUACUGUAAGGAUAAAUUAUCUACUGGGGAAAGGGGUGCAAGCAUUGGCCAUCUUAAGAGGCACUCAGAGAUUUGCUUGCAGAAAAAAUUGCAUGUCUCUCGAGAAAAUAAGUAAACAACGCUACAAUUUCGCCUGCCUACUGAAUCGGGAGGAAAUCCUUUUAUUAUUCCUGGUGGUAAAUACUCCAAUGAAAAGAUGAGAGGGAUUAUUGCUAGUGCAAUCAUGGUGCAUGAGUGACCAUUUAGCAUCGUAGAGGAUGUCGUGUUCAUGUGGGCUUUUGAAUAUGCAAAUUCAAAUUUCAGAAAAGUCAUUCGUAAAAUAGCAAGAAGCGAUUGUUUGCAAUUGUAUGAAGCUGAAAAGAAUACUUUGAAAAAGAUUUUGAGUAAUGUGAGUAAGGUUAGCAUUACAACAGACAUGUGGAAGUCAAGUCACCAAGUAGUUGAGUACAUGGUUGUAAUGAGUCAUUUUGUUGAUUCAAGUUGGAACCUUCAGAAGAGAGUUUUGAAUUUUGUCAAAGUGCCUCCUCCUCGAUGGGGAACAGAUAUAGCAAAUGCUAUUUUCAAGUGUUUGAGAGGAUGGGGUAUUGAGAAUAAAAUAUUCUCAGUAAUCGUUGACAAUGCAUCUUACAAUGACUCUUGUGUAAGAAGUUUGAAAGAAAAUAUGUCAUUGAGCAGUAAGAUGGUACUUGAUAAACAAUUAUUCCAUGUUAGAUGUUGUGUUCACAUUCUGAAUUUGUUUGUGCAAGAUGGCCUUAGUACUAUUAAAGAUGUCAUUCUCAAUGUUCGUGAAAGUGUCAAGUUCAUAAAUUCUUUGGAUGCAAAGCUAAAAUCAUUUCAUGAAGUUGUUGAAUUAAAAGGAUUGAAAGAGAGGAAACUUUUUCUUGAUUGUCCAAUAAGAUGGAACUCUACAUACUUGAUGUUGUGUACUGCGGCUAAAUUUAAACAUGCCUUUUCAUAUUACAAUGAAAAAGAUCCACAUUAUAAGUAUGCACCAUCAUUUGAGGAUUGGGACAAGAUUAAGAAUGUUUGUCAACUUUUGGAGGUUUUUAACGAUGACACACAUGUCAUAUCAGGUAGUGAUUACCCUACUUCUAACUUGUAUCUUGCUGAAAUUCAAAUGGUGAAAAAGGUUAUUGAUAAUGCAGCUGAGUCUUUUGAUAUGUUCAUGAGUGAGAUGACAAUACCUAUGAAAGCAAAAUUUGAUAAAUAUUGGGGGGAAUGUAAUAUGCUAAUGUCUAUUGCAUGUGUUUUAGAUCCAAGGAUGAAGUUAAAUGGUAUUAAGAUAACUUUUCCCUUGUUGUAUAAAACACAAAGUGAUGUUGAAAAGAAUGUGAAAAAGGGUGAAAAUAUAAUGGCAUUAGAAUAAUUAUAUCUUGAUUAUGUGAACUUGUAUAGUCAAGAUGCUUCCUCUACUAGUGGACAUAGUGAAUUCAAUGUUGAAAGCACCACUGUGGUUCAUGGUGUGCGACAAAUGGAUAAAAGGAUGCAAGAGAUAUUGACUAUGGUCCACCGAAGUCAAUCAAUUCCUCUUACGAAAUCAAAGUUGGAGACUUAUCUUGAGGAAAGUCUUGUUAUUCAUUCUUCUUCUUCAUCAUCUUUUUGUGCCCUGGGGUGGUGGAAAGAUAACAGUUUAAAGUUUAAAGUUUUGUCAUAGAUGGGUUCUAAUAUACUAGAUGUUCCUAUUUCAAGUGUGGCAUCUGAAUCCACAUUUAGUGUCGGGGGAAGGGUGAUUGAUGAAUAUCGUGCUAGCUUAAAUGAACAAUCUAUUGAAGCUCUUAUUUGUGGUGGAGAUUGACUUUGUAACAGGUAUGGGCUGAAGAAAAAAAAAGAAGGAGGAUUUUGGAUAAGAGGAGAUUAUGCUUAAGCUGUGACUUGUUUCAUUUUAUGUUUGAAUAUUAUUAUGUUUACAUUGUUGUUAUUAUGUUUCUAUUGUGAAUUUAAACUUUUGUUGUUGUUAAACUUGUGUUUCUGUAGUUGUGUUAAUCCAUUGGACUUUUGUAUUAUGGACUUGUGGUACAGAACUUGUAUUGUUGAAUUUUGUAUUACGAACUUUUACUUAUGGUGUUGGAUAUUGUAUUAUGAAAUAUGAAUUUUUAUAGUUUUGUACGUCA
Molecule: messenger RNA, 3058 nt
Organism: Ipomoea triloba (trilobed morning glory)
Lineage: Eukaryota; Viridiplantae; Streptophyta; Magnoliopsida; Solanales; Convolvulaceae
Product: zinc finger BED domain-containing protein RICESLEEPER 2-like
Exons: 2
Coding region: 1216-2313 (365 amino acids)
Molecular function (GO): DNA binding
Source: RefSeq, a predicted model, not a curated record